GUGUACAUGUUUUUUUUACCCACAGAUGUGUUUUUGUCAAAUGGUUACAUUUGUGUUGUGAAAUUUGUGUGUAUGACGUUUAGUCGGUUCCAAAUGAUUUUAAAAACCAGUUUCAUCUAGAGGAAACUGUUAAAAACUACACUCAGUUAAGCACCACUGUAUUGAAGGAGUCAUUUUACUGGUUUCCCUCAGUGUACCAGGAAGAAUUUGUUCUGUCUGGAUACCAGGAUAUCAGAAUGUUUGAGUCAGUGGCAGAGUUCUUGAAAGGUCUUCCUUGUUACGACGAGAACAACUUUGCCCGCUUCCACACGGAUAAUGGAAGUCGGACGUGCGUGAAGCGCCCAGCAGUUUACUUGCCCACAAAGGAUUACCCCUCUGAGCAGAUCAUAGUUACGGAGAAAGCGAAUAUCCUUCUUAGAUAUCUUCACCAGCAAUGGGAUAAAAAGAGCUCACAGAAGAAGCGUGACCAUGCGUACUUGGAGACGCCCGAGGAGUCCGGCUCAAGGAAAAGACCCAGGGUGGAGCCAGCGUGUGGGGUCGCCGGCGGAGACUCGUAAACUGCAAUUGUCAUCGCUCAUCGCAUCACACGUGUAAAUAAUGAAGCAAAGAGCACACACCAUGCGGCAAUUGUGAUUUCUUUUAUUUCUACUCAACAUUUUUAUACCGUCUUUCUUUGUACAUUUCACUUUUUUUUUUUUUUUCGUGGGGAAGACAUUUUGUGUUGCAGCAAAUACUCACGAGGUAAAAAAAUGUAAUUUGUCUUGGUCCAUGUUAUAGGCUACUUUAUUUUUUCCACAGUACGUAAAAAUUAUUAUGUAAAUUUUUGUGCUGUUUAGUUUUAUGUGCCAUUUGAAUAGCUGAUAAUUUUAGGCAUUUAUUUUUUACUGUUGGCCAUGUGAUAAAAGUGAAUGUGUGUGCGAGGUAAAUAAAUAUGCAGUGCUGUUCUUUGUUCAUUAAGCUAUUUGUUUAUGAUGGACCUUUAAUUUGGCCACGUAAUAAAAUAUAAUUUUAAGGCAUUACAAACUUUUUUAAGUUGUAUGAUCUUUAUGAAUAUGUUUAUCACUUAACAUUUGUUUUGUAAAUGUGUUUUAAAUGCAUAUAUUUGUUAUUUGAUACAAUAGAAAUGUCCUCUCAUUAUUUUGAUAAAAUGAUCUGCUAUAAUGGCUCAGUGUGCACAAUAUAAUAAGCUCUGUUAUAUACAUAACUAAUUCUGAAUGGAAUAAACAUGAAUCAAA
Molecule: messenger RNA, 1235 nt
Organism: Bacillus rossius redtenbacheri
Lineage: Eukaryota; Metazoa; Arthropoda; Insecta; Phasmatodea; Bacillidae
Product: DET1- and DDB1-associated protein 1
Exons: 5
Coding region: 237-557 (106 amino acids)
Biological process (GO): positive regulation of proteasomal ubiquitin-dependent protein catabolic process
Cellular component (GO): Cul4-RING E3 ubiquitin ligase complex
Source: RefSeq, a predicted model, not a curated record